This is a messenger RNA of Moneuplotes crassus, 1023 nucleotides long. The record is from the annotation of a GenBank genome assembly. NCBI's taxonomy places the organism in Eukaryota, Ciliophora, Spirotrichea, Euplotida, Euplotidae.
AUGAAUAAAAACUUGGGCUCAUCCCAAAUGCCUGACUAUCUCCAAGGCACGAAUACUUAUGUAGUUCCUUCAGUGAAGAAUCUUAGCCCAAAGAGGAAGAAGGUUUAUCCUGCUGUAAACAACAAAAUCAGUGAUAUUUUACCUAAUGGGAAUUAUAUGAAAUAAAGAUCAUCUACUAACCUUGAUAACUUCAAGAAAUGAGAAUGAGUUAAUCCAAGGCAUCCCACAAACUUUGUCUAGAGAUAGUAGUGGCAAGAGUUUGCCAGAUGUAGUUCCUACCAAAGGAUCUAACAAUAAGAAUCUAUUCAGAAUUAGCUAUAACAAGAGAAAAGCAAUCAAUAACAGUGCUAAAUAAAAUAUCGAUGACCAAGGACGUAGAGAGCAGCUAUAAAAUUAAAUAAAGGAGAAUUCAGUUGUUAUUUAGAUAGCAGUAAAGUUGAUAGAAGCUUCAACUCUCUCAAAGCAUUAUCAGUAAGGAAUAAACACCUGGUUUCAGCAAGAGAGGAGAGUCUUGAUGAGCAAGAAUAUUCAAAUGUAUGCCCGAAGUUGCAAAAAUAUGAUUCAAAAUCAUCUCUAAAAGAGAGUAACAAAAAUAGUGCAUUCACAUUCAACACUCAAAGAAGGUCUUCUUCAAUAGUCCACAAGCAUCCAAAAGCUUUUAUCAAUCACAAUUUAAGCAUGGACAAGAGUAUUAUAGAAUCUCCCCACAAAUAUGAUCUGUUACUGAAGAAAUACUUUGGAUAUCGCUAUAAAGGUGGUCCUCCAAAAGUAAUCGAGAAACUGACCAAUAAUAAUCAAAGUUUACUUCCCCACAUUGAGAAGUAUUCUCAGAAUCUGAUUAGUCAAUGUUCUCCUAAGAAAGUUGUUCUUUCUUCCAAGAAAUAUCUGAAGAGUAAAUUUGACAGCAAGAAUCUCCCUCAACUGACCUUACCUCAGAACAAAAAUCUUGAGAGGGAUUUAAGGAUCCACUUUAAGAUGUCCAAGAAGACCAAGAGUCCUCGCAGGUCCAAAGAUGGACUUUAA